Molecule: messenger RNA, 1799 nt
Organism: Poecilia latipinna (sailfin molly)
Lineage: Eukaryota; Metazoa; Chordata; Actinopteri; Cyprinodontiformes; Poeciliidae
Product: olfactory receptor 52N4-like
Exons: 1
Coding region: 761-1699 (312 amino acids)
Biological process (GO): G protein-coupled receptor signaling pathway; detection of chemical stimulus involved in sensory perception of smell
Cellular component (GO): membrane
Molecular function (GO): G protein-coupled receptor activity; olfactory receptor activity; odorant binding
Source: RefSeq, a predicted model, not a curated record
AACUUUGAUGAAAAUUGCCACCUUUGCUAAAAACUAAUUUUGCCUAUUUGUAGCCAAACCAAGCAUUUUCCUGCACAACAUCUUUAUUGUAAGUUUACUUAAAGCUGCCAAGUGUUGAUUUGUUUUGUUUUGCUGUUUUGUUAUUCUAUCCUGGUAAUACUGAAAAUGAGUAAAAAAAAAGUCUUAAUGUAAUGAGGAAAACUUACGUUCUAAAGAAUCCCACAUCUGCACAUGUGGGAAAAUCCUUCUCACUUAAAGGCAGGACAUAAUCCAGCUCUACUAACACAUAACAUGAAAUAAAAUGUCAACAUCUAAUUAACUUGGGAAUCACUCCUACCCCAGCAAAGUAUUUAUGAUUGCAGACAUUCCUCAGUCUGGCAUCAGCAGUUUUGGGGUUUUAUAGAGUACUUCUAUUACACAUGUAUGUCAAGAAAAAAGGUAAGCAUGUUGCUUCUGAUUAAUAUUUUUUACUUGAAAUCAAUUUAAUCUGCAUGUUUUUUUUUCCCUCCUAAUUUAUAUUAGUAAUGUAAUGGAUAAGACAUUACAGAUAACAUUUCUGCUCAGAUGAUGGUUUACAACUUGGUGAAAGUACAUGCAGUGAUAUGAAAGUGUUUUUACUGAGUCAAUAAAUAAAAUAACAUUUGUAAAUAUAUUUUAGUACACACAAUUACAUGUUUCGCUUUGGUCAGUCUGUGCAAUAGUUUUAUAUAAAUUGUUACAAUGUACUUUUUUUUUUAGAUUUCUCACCAUAUGAAUAAAAAUGGGGGAAAAUACUUCAAUGCCAUCUGAUAUCCUGGAGAUCCAAGGAUUUGAAAUAUCUCCAGAGUACAUAUACCCUCUGUUUUUUUUACUUUUGUUCGUAUACUCCACUCUGCUCUUUUCUAACGUCGGCGUUCUCACACUUAUCAUAAAGGAAAAGAGUUUGCACCAGCCCAUGUACUUCCUCUUCUGUAACCUGUCUGUGAAUGACCUGAUCGGCAACACAGUCCUGCUGCCUCAGCUUAUGGCUCAUGUCCUGUCCACCAAACGUUUCAUCACCUACAACCAGUGUUUGCUUCAAGCUUUUCACAGCCACACCUUUGGAUCUGCAUCGCACAUGAUUCUUGUUAUCAUGGCUAUCGACAGAUACGUGGCAAUCUGCCACCCUCUGAGGUACGGCUCCAUCAUGACUAAUAAAGCUGUGAUCGGCCUGUCUGCCACUGCCUGGGGCGUUUCCUUACUCCUAGUGUCUGUGCUCUUAGGUCUCACAGGCAAGCUGUCCCGCUGCAGAUCAGUUAUACAAAACGCCUUCUGUGACAAUCCAUCACUGUUCAAGCUUUCUUGUGAGGACGUGUCCAUUAAUAACAUAUACGGACUGUUUUUUACGGUGCUGCUGUUUACUUGUUCAAUUGGAGGCAUCACUGCUACUUACAUCAGAAUAGCUCUCAUCUGCUGGAUGAAGAAAAACAAGGAGAUGAAUAACCGAGCGCUUCAAACCUGCUCAAGCCACCUCAUUCUUUAUCUGAUUAUGCUCUGGUCAGGGUUCCUAACUAUUAUAUUGCAUCGAUUUCCAGAUCAUCCAGACUUAAGGAAGAUUGCAUACAUUUUAUUUCAUGUCGUGCCUGCCAAUUUAAAUCCUAUUAUUUAUGGACUACAAACAAGGUCAUUACGAGAUAAGAUUACACAAAUACUCAAAAGAAAAACUGUAAUUUCCAUCUAGAUGUUUAUUUUCCUCUGCAUUUUUACAUUUUUACUAGGCCAGUACCCUAAUUUAAUUUAAAGCUUAGAGCUUAUAGGAUUGUGAGACAUUUUCAAUCUAU